Oncorhynchus mykiss (rainbow trout) is the source of this 6278-nucleotide messenger RNA. Its product is annotated as malectin. Gene Ontology annotation, cellular component: membrane. Gene Ontology annotation, molecular function: carbohydrate binding. The record is from RefSeq and is a predicted model, not a curated record. Lineage: Eukaryota; Metazoa; Chordata; Actinopteri; Salmoniformes; Salmonidae.
UUGAUCACAUUGAGGGAAAGGUUGUUGUCGUCUCUGACCUCCUCCUUAUAGGCUGUCUCAUCGUUGUCGGUGAUCAGGCUAUUAUUAGCAGCUCGUCGUGUCUGUUUUAAUAUUUAGGAAUAUUUCACUUUCUCUGGUCAUAGCAUGAAUUUGUGCAUGAGGCAGAUGCAAUGCGACUCGAGUUUCGCCAUCAGGUGGAAGGCAUUGUCCCCUCUCUCUGGUCAGUCUCACAACUGAGACUAAACUCGAGAAUUGAUAACAAAAUAAAUCUCUGACUCCAGUGCGUUCAAGACAACUGGGAACUUGGGGGGAAAAACGAGAUCCAACUGGGAAAAAUCAUUUUGAACGGACAUCCAUCUCGAAAUUCCAAGACGGAAACUCAGCAUAUUUCCAGAGCUCCGACUUUCCGACCUGAAGAUCACUUGCAAAUGCUACACCUGAUCUAUUUUGUUAUCAAAGCUCGAAUUUUGAAAUAACCUACAAUAUGGUCUGAGGAUAACAAUAUUGGCAGGACGGGCAUAGGACAAUAGCCACUAUGAUGGGAUAACGUUUUAGGCCACAUUUCUGCAGAACUCUUUAUUUUGUUGUUUUUUUUUAGCUGUAGAUCUCGGCUUGUUUUUUGAUUGCCAAAGUGAUCUUGACUCAGAAAAGCUUCCUUGGGCCAACUCGUGUGUGUCUGCUUGUACCAAGCUGUGUAUGGCAAUGCGGCGGGUAACGGUGCCAUUGGUCGCCGGGCUGGUCGUGGUGGUGGUGGUGUUGUCGCUGCUGGCUGAACACUGUUUGGCGGAUGGUGGGGGCCUUGCUGAACGAGUUAUCUGGGCAGUGAACGCUGGCGGGGAAGCUCACACAGACAUGCAUGGCAUUCAUUUCAAGAAGGAUCCAUUGGAAGGAAAGCUUGGGAAAGCUUCAGAUUAUGGAGUGCGUCUGCCCAUAUUGCGCUCUAGUCCUGAGGACCAGAUUCUCUACCAGACAGAGCGCUACAAUGAGGAUACCUUUGGCUAUGAGGUGCCGAUUCGUGAGGAAGGAGACUAUAUACUUGUCUUGAAGUAUGCAGAGGUCUACUUUGCUCAGUCUCAGCAGAAGGUAUUUGACGUGCGUCUUAAUGACCAUGUGGUGGUGAAAGAUCUGGAUAUCUUUGAGCGGGUGGGUCACAGUACAGCUCAUGACGAGAUUGUGCCCUUCUCCAUACGCCGCGGUAAACUGAGUGUUCAGGGGGAGGUGUCCACCUUCAACGGCAAGCUCACUGUGGAGUUUGUCAAGGGUUAUUACGACAACCCCAAGGUCUGUGCUCUGUAUGUGAUGAAGGGGACAUUAGAUGAUGUACCAAAACUUCAGCCUCACCCUGGACUGGAGAAACAUGAAGAACUUGAGGAGGAGGAAGAAGAGGAGUCUGAGGCAGGAGAGGAGGGUGGUAAGAAGAGUACCUCGACAGCUCCCAAGUACAGGGUCCAGUCAGGCCCCAGAACACCAAACCCGUAUGCGGCCGACAAUAGCAGCCUCAUGUUCCCUAUCCUGGUGGCAUUCGGGGUGUUCAUCCCUACACUCUUCUGCCUCUGUCGGCUGUGAGAAUGUAAAAUAGAGGGGGAAACGGAACAUGAUGGACAAGAGACUGAAGGGGGGGGGGGCGGACAAGGAAGAGACACAAGGAAAGUCUAGGCAAAUAGACAGGAGUAAGCACGAGAGCCAAUGGCAUUAAGUGGACAAAAAAGAGACAACAAAUUUGGAAUGCAGUGCAGGUGACAGAAUAAAAUGCCUUCCUCACUAACUUUAAGGUCACACAGAGAAAAGGGGAUGGAGAGAGUGAGUUUGUGUGUAUUGUACAUCUUACACAUUUCCACCAUGUUUCAAAUUAUCACAUCACAAAGACAUGAUCUCGCAUGAGACAGGAUUGACCACUUUCAAACCAGGUUUGUCUUGUCUUGUAGGAAGAGGCUGGGACUAUACAGAGGGGUGCUGAAAUGUGAUUGGCUGUCCCUCUUUAUAGAUGAGUAUGGCUUUGGAUGAGGUGUGGCUUGAAGUGAAUGCAGAUAGGCUGCUAUGGUGAUCAACAAAAGUCAGGCCCAGUAUUUAGUCACAGAUGAUACAGGAGAUAAUAUCCAGAAAAUCUAUUGAUUCUUACAAAUUUGGAAAUUGGAAGAUGUUUUAGAGAAUGUAUGUUUGGUGGAGAUUGGAGGGGACAGUGGGAGACGGUUGCCAAUUUGGCCAAUUAGGCAUUUGAAUGUUUUUGCUUGCUCUUUUUUUACUUUAUUUUUGGGCUUGAUUAUCACCAAACUUGCUAGUGUUGUAAAGCUACAAUUUAUUUGAGCUUUUGAUACAAAGUUGUGCCAUAAUUUGUUGAGAAACAACAUGCUAAUAAUUUCAACAAGUCUGUACUGUUACAGCCUCAGUCUAUUCUAUGGCGGAGAAUUGAUGUUUCAUGUGCUGUUUGAAAAGAAGGCUGAUUGUGUUUUCACAUCUAAGGUGGAUUUCACAAUUAUGUUGCAUAACGUGUUUAAAAAUGCAUGUGUACCUCCAUGGGACUAUACCAUGCUGUGCUGUUUCAUAUAACAAUGCAAGUUUCCUCAAAUGUGGUCACAGGUAAGAAGUCUACUUGUUGUGCUGGCAUGCAUAACUGUCUGUACUAGCAGGUACCUUUCGAGACAGCUAGACUAUAGAGUUAUCAGAAAUUGCAGGGCUUGACAUUUAACAUUUUCAGCCACUUGUCUUCCAGUGCUUGAAAUUAAGGGUGUCCUGUUGUCCCUGGGACAAUAAAUGUCUACGGUUCAAAACAGACAAAAAAAACAAUGAGGCUGAUACAACAGAUCAGACCGUUUAGCUUAAAAUGUUGAUUAAGUAUUAUUUCUUCAUAUUAUAUGCUCAACAAUGUGCACAUGGCUGUGCUAUCUGGGAAGGUUCCGAAAUGCUAUUAGCGGGAAAACUGUUGCCAAAAGUGCACCGCACAUGUGAGUGGUUUCAUGUGACAGAGAUAAAAAAAUAUCUGUUAGAAAUUAAGAAAGAGGGGAGAUCUAAAGAUGCAUCAACUAGCAUGGGUUACUUAUAUGACUAGGAUUAUGCCUUUGGCUGCUCGACAAUAAAAUAUAAAUGUGAAAACCAAUAGAACAUUUGGCAUGUUAGGUGUUUAAAAUAAUUACUUCAACAUUUCUAUGGUUGUAUUUUGGCUAGGCUACUUUUAAACAAGGUAAGCCAUGCUUCAUAAAAUAACAUAAAACAUCCAGGUUUUAAACAAGUUUAUAGUUAAAAUGCUGACCACCUCUGCUCAGAUUCAAGGUGGGUGAUGUGUGGUGCGCAACAGGCACUGUCUCCGGUCUUGUGACCAUUUGAUCUGAACAAACCAUGCCUCAAGCCUUUAAACGUUAAUGUUAAUUUUCCUUCAUUAUAUUUGUAAAAAAUGACUGGUGUUUGCCUAUAUUUAUGUAAUUAACAGUCUCAUUAAAGUUUGGCUACAUUUUACAGAGCCUCAUGUCAGCAUCGGUUUGGACAUGAAGCUGCAGCCAAUAUGCAUAUCACCUAGAAUUUGGCAUGUAGGCUUUUUUUAUUUAUGUACAUGAAAAAUAGAUGUAAAUGUUAUUCCAAUGUUGGCCCCUCUGAUUUAAUUCUGAUCUGAGUAAUUGUUUGAUUUUGUGCAACAAAAAAAACAUUUACUUGUCCAUUCAGACAACUCCAAAUCUAUAUUAUUCUUCUCUACCUUUAAAAAAAAAUGUUGUACAAUUUUUUUUUUUUUUAACUUGUCCCAGACAAGAGGACAAGCCUUAAUGUUCCAGCCCUGGAGAGUUUGAAUCCUUUGAGGGUUUACAUGGUAUUUAACCACAUUGAUGAAACCCUCUAACUUGUAUGUGUUUUCCACUUAACGGUACAUUAGCUUGGUUUGCAUCUGGUGAAAGGCCACCUCUGAAAGGUUAUCUGAAAUAGUAUAGAGUGAUUAAGUUAGUUACUUUGCCAACAUUGAGGGACCUGGUAAUUAAACAAAUUCUCAAGCAAGUGGGACAGGUCCCGAAUCAGUAACAUGUCUGAAUUGUCACAGAGAUGCAUGUAGUGUAGUCCUUUGUCAUGGUCACUGCCUUUUCCAUUCAUGGCUGUGCAUGCCUUCUUUUGAUUCACCAAAGUGUUUUGUGUUGUAGAAUUUUGUUCUAUAAAACUCCCAGUAAUCCUCUGUUCAUAACACUGUGAUUGAUAUAAUUUCAUGUUUUAACUCACAAUGUUGGUGCUGGAGUGAUGAUUAAGUACUAGGUCAAGAUAUAACGUAAACAUCAGAAGUUAUCCCAAUACAGUGUGUCAUUAGAAUGAAUAACCGGAAGGGCCUACGCAUUUAUUUUGUAUUUAUUUACUAUUUAUGUAAAGUCCUCAUGGAAAAACUGCUGGAUUCUUUUAGUAUAUUGGAAUAUAAAUGUAGGGUGUGUGUGUGUGUGUGUCAGCUACACAGCUACAUAGAAGGUUAGAAAGUGAGGGGAGUUGGAAAGAACUAGUUGUUACACAACUUUUACUAAGGCCAACCAAGAUUGUCAGUGGUAGCCUAAAUUGAAACUGGCUUUGAGUAGAAAGCUUAAGAGCAGCCAACUUAACAAUUAUUAAAUUGUGAUUCUUUUCCCAGGGAAAAGUGUUUCUAAAAGCCAGCUCCCCAAAUUAGUUUGAAAAGUGUGCAAUCAGUCAAAUCAACAUGUAUAAACGGUGGGCUUGCACCAGUCUUAAUUAUGAUCUAUAUUUACCUUGCACAUGUGAGUAUCUAUAGAUGUGUGUACAUGUUUCACUAUAGGGAAUAUUUUCCCUCUUUCCCAUCUCUCCAUGAAAUAAUAUUUUAAGUUUAGGCCCUUUGAUUCCUUUCUGAAGCUGUUUAAAAAAAACUUGCCUUAAAGUGGACCGCAGCAUUUUGUUAUUACUAAUCUCUGAGGUGUUCCACGGACAUAUCCAUAUGUCCUUCAGUACAGUUAGCCUGGAAGUCAGUAGCUGCAUGUUUGCAUUGUUUUUGUGUUUAACUGCCUCUGUAUCAGGAACAAAGCUCUUUCCAUGAGGGAAAAAUCUUUUACCAAGCCUAUUACACUUGCCUCUCCACACUUGUCAUUGGUUUUAUACUUGCUGAAUACUUGACAAAUAGAUGAUCCAGGUGUUAUAAAUUCUCUCUCACUCUUGUGGUUUCCCCCUCUAUGUUCCAUGCUGCUGGAAAAAAACAAGGGAGAGGUUACAAUACUUGGUCAGCUGAUAGUUGUUUGAUUUGUUUUGUAUAAAAAAUACAUUUACAAAAAGAAACAGUAUCUAAUAAGAGAGAAGCACCUUUGUUACUUAUUUGAAAAAAUGAAAAAAAGUUUAUUUAAUUCAGUACCAAAGUUACAAUCUUUUGUUGGCUAAUUGAAAUUGCUACACAGUUGCGUGUGUAUAUACUGUAAGGUACAAUAUCACACUUAUUGUAGUGUGACAGCGGUUAUUUUCUAAUCUAAAUAUUGUUACUAUUGAGGUGUUUUUAAUAGUUAAUUUUAAAGAAGACUGGCAUUUCUGCUGGGGAUAAGUUACAACGGUGGCACUGUAGAAAAGAAAAGGUCUUGACUGACCACACUGACUGUCAGGAAGAGAGGAGAUUGAUGAAGCAUGGACAUUUUUACAUGUAUAGUUUAAGAAAGGGGUUUAAUCUGAGAUAUUUGCUUAAUGACUAAAGGAUUUGUAGCUUUUUAUUCUUUCUCAGGAUCUGUUUUGUUUGACUUUUUACCAGGAUGUUUUAGUGGUGUGACUACUUGGUUUAUUUUCAAAGCAUUUGUCUGUCAUUUGUUGUUUGUACAUUUUAUUUUAAUUGAAUCCCUGUUGCCUUGAAUUUGAAUACAGUUGUGCAUUAUCAUUGUCAGCUUUGAGGUUCCAUUUUUUUGGUGUGCUUUCGAUUACUUCAUUGGAUGUUUAAUUUUUUUUGCCCACAAGUCCUAGUGUGCAAAAAUCCUAACCUUACUUGAGCUCACCUAAGAUAAGAACCAAAUACUUGCUACACCACUCUCCCAUUAGCCCUACUGAGGUGCAGACGGAACAACCAUACACUCUUGUGCAGUCCAUACACAGUCUUAUGAAUCACAGAAUGAGGGUAUGAAUUAAUUAGUGUGAAUGUGAAAGAAAGCGAUCAAUGUCAAUAAGGAAUCCUACUCUACUUAUUGAUUUCUCCCACCCCAUGAGGGCUUCAUGCAGCAGGUGGACUGAUGGAGUCCUUUGAGAUGCCCCCUCCAUACUCAGUUGUGGCUCUACAAAUAACAUCUAAGUGGGAACUGCUGAUAAAUGCUGUCUCUUUUUUAAAUAAAUGUGCUAUUUUA